Messenger RNA from Neolamprologus brichardi, 6857 nucleotides. It is a transcript of the gene ankrd50, whose product is annotated as ankyrin repeat domain 50. Lineage: Eukaryota; Metazoa; Chordata; Actinopteri; Cichliformes; Cichlidae. Gene Ontology annotation, molecular function: protein binding. The record is from RefSeq and is a predicted model, not a curated record.
GAGGCGGAGAGUCAGUCUGCUCACUGUGGAGCUGUGUAGGGGCAGCAGGAGGAGCCGACACCGACAGAAAGGAGCGAUUCAAAGAAAGACGUGAACGUUGCUCAAAUGCACAAAAUUGGGCUUUGAAUUACGCCGGGAGGAACGGUCGUGCGGUUUAUCCGGAGCCUUUGGUUUGGACAGAAAGGGUGUAGACUACGGACACGGCAAUCCCCUUUACCCCCCCUAAAACAGCGAGAGGAAUCGGAAAGAGGGAAGGAGGCAGGCUUAGUGUGUUAUUGGAGAAAGCCAUUCAGCGCUGGCAGUCUAUUCCAUGUUAAUGUAAUGGAAACACCCUUUUGGUCGGUGGCAUCUGAAAUGCAUCAGUGGAAAUAUAUCAGUAACUUCCAUGGCUAAUUCUAUCAAGCAGCGGUGGCUUGAGUUUGCCAGUGGAUGCACUCAAGAGCCGAGUGCCCUGCCAUGCCCAGCGCCAUGCUAAGGCAACACAUUCAUAAUAGCAAGGAGCACUUAGUUCAACCAGUGGGGAAGCUAUGGAAAAAGUUGGUGGAAAAUCUAUGGUUUAAACCUCAAUUUUAAACUUCCUUUUUUCAUUUUGACCUACAUUUUCUCUAACGCUCCAUAGCUCAGUUGCUUUCUCUGCCAUCCACAGCGACUCUGCUUUUUUUCUCUACUUUUCACCCAGCUUGCCUUCACUCUCGCUGCUUCUUAAAACCAAGGACAGCUAAAGUGCAUCCUUCUUUUGCACCUGACAAAAUGGAUGUUCGAAUUUAAAGCCAGCCUUUGUUGGAGAUGACGAUGUGAAGGGGCGUAAUGAAGGGAACCUGAAGAGGAGGAAUAGGUGGAACAGCAGCACUAGAUCAAAAUGGCCCAAACCAGUUUGCUGAAAGGGAAGCGCUUUUACUGCCGGGAGUGGGUGUUCCAUAAGAUCCAGCAUUGCCUCCAGGAGAAAACCAACAACCUCAGUGGAGUAAUCAGCACUCCCAGUAAACAGCCCCCGUUGGCACCUGGUGGUAGUGCGUCCAACCCCGGCACCCUCACAGCAGGAUCUGCAAAGUCGGGUAGCUCCUGGGGUGUGUUGCUGGUGGGAGGGCCAGGGAGUGGGAAAACUGCACUGUGUACAGAGCUGUUAUGGCCCACAUCAGCCCAGGGAACCCACCGCGGUCUACACCAGCAAAGCCUGGCUUUCCACUUCUGCCGGGCAGAUGACUCGGACACGCUGUGCGUCGGCGGUUUCAUCCGAGGUCUGGUGGCUCAGAUUUGCCGCAGCGGGCUACUGCCAGGAUAUGAGGAAAAGGUGCGCGAUCCGGCUGUGCAGAACACUUUGCAGCCUGGAGAGUGCGAGAGGAACCCCACAGAGGCUUUCAAGAGGUGUGUACUCCUGCCUCUCUUGAGUGUGAAGCCUCCUCAGCAGGCACUCUUCCUGCUUGUGGACUCCAUUGAUGAAGGCAGUCAGCUGGGUGAGGGGGAACAGAGGUCCUCCCCGGGUUCUCCCAGGACCAUUGCAGAGCUCCUGGCCAGUCACCACGAGUUUCUGCCUCCUUGGCUGCUGCUCAUCUGCUCCGCACGACGACAGAACAAAGCCAUUACCAAACUAUUCACAGGAUUCCGCAAAAUCAGCCUUGAUGAUCUGCGUAAGGCCUACAUCGUCAAGGACGUGCAACAGUACAUCCUUCACAGGCUGGAUCAGGAGGAGGCCCUGAGGCAGCAUCUAACCAAGGAGACAGCUGAGAUGCUUAACCAACUUCACAUCAAGAGCAGUGGUUGUUUCCUUUACCUGGAACGUGUCCUGGAUGGUGUGGUGGAAAACUUUAUCAUGCUUCGUGAGAUCCGCGACAUCCCGGGCACUCUUAAUGGCCUCUACCUGUGGCUCUGCCAGAGACUGUUUGUCAGAAAACAGUUUGCCAAAGUACAACCAAUUCUUAAUGUAAUCCUUGCAACUUGUAGGCCACUCACAGUCAAAGAACUGUACCAUGCAGUCUGGACCAAAAACAUGACACUGACCAUGGAAGAGUUUCAGAAAAAGAUGGACAUUCUCUCCAAAUUAUUGGUCGAUGGCCUUGGGAGCACUAAAAUCCUCUUUCACUACAGUUUUGCAGAGUGGCUACUAGAUGUUAAGCACUGCACCCAAAAGUACUUGUGCAAUGCAGCAGAGGGACAUAGGAUGUUGGCAAUGAGUUAUACUUGCCGGGCAAAGCAGCUCAACCCGCUUGAGGUGCAGGAAUUUGCAUUGCAUCUUGUGAACUCCAAUCUACAGAUUGAAGCAUUUAAUCUGGCUCUUUGGAUGGUUUGGAAUGGAACUCCUGCUAAAGACUCUUUGAGCACCUCCAUACCAAGGGAACAGGAGGUCCUGCAGCUACUGGUCAAAGCUGGUGCACACGUAAACAAUGAGGAUGAUCAUGCUUCAUGUAUUGUACAACAAGCCCUAGAAAGAGAGGAUUCGAUAAGGACACUACUUGACAAUGGGGCAUCUGUAAACCAGUGUGACUCCAGUGGGAAAACUCUGCUGAGUAAUGCUGCAUACAGUGGAAACCUUGAUGUUGUCAACUUGCUUAUAUCUAGAGGGGCAAACAUGGAGCUAGAAGAUAACAAUGGACAGACGGCACUUACCCUCGCUGCAAGGCAGGGCCAUACUAAAGUGGUCAACUGCCUUAUUGGCUGUGAGGCCAACAUAAACCAUACAGAUCACGAUGGGUGGACUGCUCUCCGUUCAGCAGCAUGGGGUGGACAUUCAGAAGUUGUGUCUGCUCUGCUUUAUGCUGGUGCCAAAGUGGACUGUGCUGAUGCCGAUGGCAGAACUGCUUUAAGAGCUGCUGCUUGGGGAGGUCAUGAAGACAUUGUGUUGAACCUUCUUCAACAUGGCGCUGAGGUCAACAAAGCAGACAAUGAAGGAAGAACGGCUCUUAUUGCUGCAGCCUAUAUGGGACACAGAGAAAUUGUCGAGCACCUGUUGGACCAUGGAGCCGAAGUUAAUCAUGAAGACGUUGAUGGAAGGACUGCCCUUUCAGUCGCUGCUCUCUGUGUUCCUGCAAGUAAAGGCCAUGCAUCUGUUGUGAGCCUUUUGAUCGACAGGGGUGCAGAGGUCGACCACUGUGACAAAGACUGCAUGACUCCUCUCCUCGUGGCUGGCUAUGAAGGACAUGUAGAUGUAGUUGACUUGCUUUUAGAAGGCGGGGCUGAUGUGGAUCAUACAGACAACAAUGGCCGCACCCCUCUUCUGGCUGCUGCAUCAAUGGGCCAUGCAUCUGUAGUCAACACACUACUUUUUUGGGGGGCCGCUGUUGAUAGUAUUGACAGUGAGGGAAGGACUGUGCUGAGCAUUGCAUCUGCUCAGGGUAAUGUGGAGGUGGUCAGAACUCUGCUGGACAGAGGUCUUGAUGAGAAUCACAGGGAUGAUGCAGGCUGGACCCCGCUACACAUGGCUUCAUUUGAGGGCCACCGGCAAGUUUGCGAUGCCCUUAUUGAACAAGGUGCUCGUUGCACAGAGGUAGAUAAUGAUGGUCGAAUACCGCUGAUAUUAGCUGCACAAGAGGGACAUUAUGACUGUGUGCAAAUUCUUCUGGAACACAAGUCAUGCAGUGACCAGAGGGGAUAUGAUGGGAGGAAUGCUCUCAGGGUAGCUGCAUUAGAAGGUCACAGGGAGAUUGUUGAACUGCUGCUGAGCCACGGUGCUGAUAUAGAUUGCAAAGAUGCAGACGGACGCCCGACGCUUUACAUACUAGCACUUGAAAAUCAGCUGGCCAUGACAGAAUAUUUCCUUGAAAAUGGCGCAAAUGUGGAAGCUUGUGACACUGAGGGCAGAACGGCCCUGCAUGUAUCCUGCUGGCAAGGGCAUAUUGAAAUGGUGAGGCUGCUGAUUAACUACCAUGCUGAUGUGAAUGCCUGUGACAAUGAAAAAAGAUCUGCCCUCCAGUCUGCUGCAUGGCAAGGCCAUACAAAAGUCGUGCAGUUUUUGAUAGAGAAUGGCACACAUGUAGAUCACACAUGCAAUCAGGGAGCAACGGCACUAGGCAUAGCUGCCCAGGAGGGUCACAUCGAUGUUGUACAAAUACUUCUUGAAAACGGUGCUGACCCCAACCACGCUGAUCAGUUUGGAAGAACGGCAAUGAGAGUAGCAGCAAAAGGUGGCCAUUCAAUGAUUAUAAAACUUCUAGAAAAAUAUGGAGCUACAACUCUAAAUGGCUGCAACCCCUCCCCAGUGCAUACCAUGGAAGAAAAAACACCAUUGGCAGUGACUGGUAAAAUGCAGUCCCUCACCAUCAAAUCAAGUAGUUCUGGCAGCACUGGGGCAGGAGACGUGCAGUCAUCUGGACGAGGUCUACAGAACGGGCCUGUUCAUGCCUUCAGUUCACCGUCAGAGUCUCCUGAUUCCACUGUAGAUAGACAGAAAUCCUCCCUGUCAAAUAAUUCUCUCAAGAGUUCAAAAAACUCCUCUUUGAGAACCACGUCAUCUACAGCCACAGCACAGACAGUGCCCAUUGACAGUUUUCACGGACUGACAUUUACAGAACAGAUUCAGCAGCACUCACUGCCCCGCAGCCGGAGCAGACAGUCUAUUGUAUCUCCGUCCUCUACGACAAAGUCCAUUAGUCAGCAGCCAUCAUCUCCAUCCAGUGACUUUGACUGGUCUCAGCUGAAAUCCGGUCUUAAAUCAACAAAGGGAACUAAAACUGGAAAUAGCACAGCAAACAGCAAAGCAACACUGGGAGACAAGAAGAAAAUCAAGAACAGUGGCUCAACCCAAGGUCAGGUUCUGGAGUAUGAGAUGACCCAGUUUGACAAGAGAAUUGCCAUUAAUAAAUCGGUAGCUAACAUUGCAGUGAAAGAUCCUCAUUGUAAGAUCAUGAUUGGUGGUUCGGUUCAGCAGGAAAGGGGACAGUGCCAGGAUCAGUUUUUCAUACAGCAGCAAAGCUGUUCUGAGAAGAAGAGGAAUGGGAUAAUGACAAACCCCAACUAUCAUCUACAGGGUAAUCAGGUUUUCUUGGGUAGGGUAUCAGUUCCACGGACUGUUCAAAACAGGGGCCACCAGGAUGUUCUAGAGAACUAUCCCAUAGGGGAAACGGAGCUAAGCCUUAAACAAGCCCUGAAACUGCAGAUUGAAGGAUCAGACCAUGGGUUUAACUACAAAAAGGAGACUCCAUUAUAGCUGAUGUCUUGAAUGCCAUUCGUCAUGCAGACGGCGGAGAGAAUGUGCCAAAGCAACUGUUUUCAUCUGCAUUUUAAAAAUAAAAAAAAACACUUUUUUUUUUAACUUUUCAUCAGUGGGAGACCUCAAAAUGUUACCUAGGGAAGAUUGUUUUCUGCCUAAGGCUUAUGUGAACUGAUACUUCAAUGUGCCUACAUCUGUUACAGCCUUCUCCAUGUAUCCAUGCAAACUAUCAUCUUAAUUUAAUGUAAUGCUAUUUAAUAAACAGUGUAUGCACUUUUAAGAGUAAAAUGACAGACAUGCAUUUGUUCUAGUCACUCGUAUCCCAUCCAUGUUUUAUCUAAGUAACUGUUUGAGAAAACGUACCAAUGCUUUUUCCUGUUAUUUUAUAUUAAUGUUUGUUCUACUUUUUAAACACUGACAACAAUGUACUUGCGAGUACAAUGUAACAAACCAGAGGACAUAACAGUAACUGAUGCCAUGGUAUGAAGUAAGCGCAUUGAUAGUCUGCCUUUCUAGAGACCCCAAAUAAUCUGUGUUAACUUUGAGCAGCGUGUUAAACUUACUUUGUGUGUGAUAUGUCAAUAGCUAUUUUCAUCACAAGUAUAUAAAAGUGUAUUUAUUUUGGGGGAAAAAAAGCCACUUUUUGGUUUUGCAUUACAUCCUAUCAUGGUGCUGUGUUUUCAGACGUUGCCUGCAGUCAUUUUGAACUCCCAAUUUGUUGGCUAUGUAAGUUUGUGCAUUAUUAAAAUAUCUAAGAAAGAGGGAGGUUCAUCGAAAAUGUAAACAAAAAAAUAAUAAUUUUGUCCCUAUGGGAUUUUUUUUGUUUUGUUUUUGUUGUUGUUGUUGUGAGUCCUGUUUUGUGUGCAUUAAAAAAAAUAUUUAAAUAAUCCAUUUUGGUGCUAAAAGCAGCAAUGUCAAGUGAUUAAAAAUACAUUUGUCAGCACAGUUACAUGUAUAACCUACUGCAUCGCAAGAAACAAAAUCCAAGCUUUGUUUCCGUAUCGUCAUGUGGUUCAUUUUCAGUUAAUUCCUGGCUGGAUUUUUCAGGGGCAUGACACACACUCAGAAAGGCUUCAGCCAUUAAGACAACUACUAGCUGUUAGUGACAUUGUCUGUAAUGCAAAGUUGUAAAGCCAAAGUUGAAUGGGUAUAUUCUAACCCGCCUCCUCCCUGUGAGACACUGAGGAUCAGUUGGACACAACUUGAGGGGAGGAGGUGCUCAGCUGAGGGAACUGAAACAUCUGUUUCUUAUGAAUUCUAUGGAGCUGCGUUAGUGUUUACAGGCUGUGUCAUAUUUUUGCAGGCUUUUCAUAAUGUUAACGGUGAGAUAUAUAUUGCCAAGAACUGGGAUCGAGGAGUAGAAGCGUAUCGCAUGCACGAACACUUAUAAGCCCUAGUGAAAGCUCUCAGCUCUUCAGUACUACAGUAGCUCAAACGUAUGCCAUGAAGGGACGGUAGAAGGAUUCUAAGCAGGACCGGGUUUAGAAACAGUGUUGGAAAAACAUACUGUAUAGUCUUAUUAAGCAGUUAUCUUGUUUGUCUUGACUGUGUUUUGUCUGCCAUCUUUGAUUUGACUGUCAGUGAUUGGAUUGUAAAUAGCUUACCAUGUACAUUCAACUUUCAUUUAAAAAGAAUUCCUGUAUUCUAUGAAGUGGAAUUUUCUGAUGUAUAUUAAAGUGCUUAAUAAACAUAUUUGCUUUACUGCUGAAACAGA